AUGACCACCCUCCCACCCCCCACCCGCCCCCUAAACAUCCUCUUCCUCCACGGCUACACGCAAUCCGGCCCCUCCUUCCAAGCCAAAACCGGCGCCUUACGAAAAACCCUCCAAAAAGCCUUUCCGGCAGGAAUUACCCUGCACUACCCCACAGCCCCAAUCCGCCUCCACCCCGCCGACGUGCCGUGGCAGUUGGAAAAAGACACCUCCGCUGAAGCUGAAGAGGCGGAAGUCGACGCCUGGGCAUGGUGGCGCCGCAAAGGCGACGCGGACAGCGGACCAUACACAUACGAAGGCCUCGAGGAGGGACUAUCCCGCAUCGCGGACGUGCUGCGGCGCUCCGGCCCCUUCGACGGCGUCGUAGGCUUUUCGCAGGGCGGCGCGAUGGCGGGGAUGGUCGCAUCGCUGCUGGAACCCGGGCGGCGGUCCGCAUUCGAAGCGGCGUACAGCACAGGAGGGAUGCAGUAUCCCUCCUCGUUUGAAGCGCUGGACCACGCGCCGCUGAAGUUCGCGGUUAGCUACUCGGGGUUCGCGGCGCAGGGGGAGAAUCCGUACCGUGCGUUUUACGAGCCGAAGAUUGCGACGCCGGUGCUGCAUUUUAUUGGGUCGCAGGAUGUGGUUGUGCUUGAGGAGCGGAGUUUGGCGCUUGUGAGGGCGUGUGUGGGGCGCGGGGAGGGGGAUGUCGUGUAUCAUCCUGGGGGGCACUUUUUGCCGAGUACGCAGAAGGCGUGUGUUAAUGCGUUGGUGGGGUUUAUUAAGGGGGUUGUUGCGGAUGGGGAGGGGGAUGGGGAGGGGAAGAAGGAGGAAGAGAGUGUUGAGGAUAUGGAUGUCCCAUUUUGACAAUCAUUUUCGGAACAGCAUUUUGGGAGUAUGGAGUUUACUAGAGGGAGCAAGAUAUAGAUAGAUGGAUAGAUAGAUUGGCAUUGGUUUAGACGUGUAUCAUGCAUGCGCAGUGCAUGCGCGGAGCCGUAUAGAGGGCUCGCUCAUAUCUAGCCUAAUCAUGAUUGUUUCUAAACUUCAUC
Dothidotthia symphoricarpi CBS 119687 is the source of this 1022-nucleotide messenger RNA. RefSeq names its product dihydrofolate reductase. The record is from RefSeq and is a predicted model, not a curated record. Lineage: Eukaryota; Fungi; Ascomycota; Dothideomycetes; Pleosporales; Dothidotthiaceae. The transcript has a single exon. Gene Ontology annotation, cellular component: cytoplasm; nucleus. Bases 1 to 840 code for a protein of 279 amino acids.